Messenger RNA from Dreissena polymorpha, 2581 nucleotides. RefSeq lists its product as uncharacterized. Gene Ontology annotation, cellular component: nucleoplasm; chromatin. Lineage: Eukaryota; Metazoa; Mollusca; Bivalvia; Myida; Dreissenidae. The record is from RefSeq and is a predicted model, not a curated record. The transcript has 2 exons. Gene Ontology annotation, molecular function: zinc ion binding; ubiquitin-protein transferase activity. Bases 279 to 2015 code for a protein of 578 amino acids. Gene Ontology annotation, biological process: positive regulation of DNA-templated transcription.
AGUCGGUGUUUAUCGAGCGAGUCGGGCGUUGUUAGGAAAUAACCGAUUCAAUUUGUACACCAAUAAAGAGGACAUUUUGUGAUUUUUAAGCUAUACGCUAUAAUAUUGAUUGCAUAACCUUGACAUAAUGAAAGUGUACAGAAUCCAAAUGUUCAAGGGAAUAUUUUGUUACGUCUCGGUGUGUUGUAAAUCCGAAAUAUUUUUGUAAACUUUAAUUUUUUAAAUCGAAAGUAGACUUUAAAAAUCGAAAGAAGGAGUUUUGAAGCACUCAUUUUAUUAUGGCGACAGGAAAACUACGUGAAUCGAACCGGGACAAUGCAGGUGAUUUCAUUGGAGAAUGUUCUGUCACACAAUCUUGUGAGCCAUGUAUGAAAACCAACGUAUCAAAAACUGCUACGGUUUUCUGCAAUAAUUGUAAUGAGUACCUGUGUGAUACGUGCAAAAAUCCACACACAGUGUAUAAACCUGGCAGACACGACAUUGUCAAUAUCCAGGAUAGAAAAUCAGUGCCGGUAGGAGUCGAUAUGAAAGGAAUGGACAUAUGUCCGGAGCACGGCAAGGAAAUAGAGUUUUCGUGUAAGGAUCAUUCCAAGCUCUGCUGCAGUAAAUGUGUACUAAUUCACCGGAAAUGUGAUCAUGUGGAGGAAAUAGCUAGCGCAUCUGAACAAGAACGACCGAAGCUUCAAGCUUUACAACAGUCCAUGAUCAAACUGCAGUCGGAGGCUGAAGCUAUCAUAGCGGAUUGUAAGCAGUCAGAGACUUGUUUGAAUGAAUCAAUUGCAAAUAUUUCGUCAGAGGUGGAUAAAAUGAGAGAUCGCAUCGUACAACUGUUUGAAGAGGCAAAAAAGAAGUUGAUAACUGAUGCAACACAAUUCAAAAGUUCAGAAGUCCAACGCAUUAGAAUUAAUAGUGAAGCCUCGCUCAAAGUUUUUGAAGAAAUGUAUAAAGUCUUGCCGAUAUGUUGUGCCGUUCUAGAACACGGAACGCCCUGUCAACAAUACCUGUGUUCGAAAAUUAUUCAAGAGAAGAACAACACAUGGCAAUCAAUUAUCAAUGAACAUAGAAACCUUAAAAUAUCAACAAAAGUGACAGUUUCAUUUCCAAGAGAGCUGUCAUCACUGCUUGAGAUGGGAAACAAAUUCAUAAAACUAAAAUGUAAUGGCAACAAUCCAGGUUGUCUAUCUUCCCAGUCUAUGCCAGUCACCCUGGAGCUGCUUGUGUCUGUGAAACUACCAAAGGCUAAAGAUGAUGAGAAGGAACCUUUCCUCACUGGACUGGACUUCUUGCCAGAUGGGAGACUGGUAGUCGUGGAUAACAAGAAUUAUACAUUUAUAAUACUGAAUGAGCGGCUGCAGAAACUAGGAACUCCGUACAAGUUCAAGACACCCCCUAAAGACGUGGUAUAUCUUCCUAUUAAUGAACUUGCUGUUACGUGUAGGGAGAUUGUCUGUUUUCUGUCCGUGAGUUCUGACAAUGUCACCGUGCUGACAAGGGAGAUCAAUACUUCGUUUUAUGUCCACUCUAUAGACUAUAUGUCUCCAUCCAACAUGGUUGUGAGUACGUACGAUGAUCCCCGCCCUGUCAGAAUGAUAUCGGUAGAUGGUGUGGAGUCUGAAUUUUAUAACGUGAAGUUUCCAGAAGAUAAGACGUACAAAAAAGAUCAGAGUAUGUGCAUGUAUGUCCAGUCUUUGAACAUGUUGGUACUGACUGACAGGUUUGCUAACACAGUGCACAUUUACGACACCGUGAAGGGCACGUCUCGGGCUGUCACUGAUGAGAACAUCCAGCAACCUCGUGGUGCGUGUGUAGGGCCUGGUGACACGGUGCUGGUGUGCAGUACGAACAAGAACUCCAUCGUGCAUUUAAGUAGUGAUGGUAACAUACUGGGCACCUACCCUGUUGAUAUGACGUACCCGCUCAGUAUAUGUGUGUCUAAGAAUGGCACUAGGCUGGCGGUGUCCAACAGCUUUAUAGGCAAGACGAAACUUCAGUUGUAUAAGAUAUCACCAUCAUAGGCGACAGGAAACUUCAGUUGUAUAAGAUAUCACCAUCACACGGUUAGGUGGCCAAUCGGAUAAUUUACAUGUGGUCGUAUUCACCAUAAAUGGAAAUAUUUCACCAUGAGUUUUUUAGCCAUUUCGCGAAAAGGAGUCUGGUCGAUUGGGAUUUUUUAAAUCGAUAUAAUGGCAAUUUUAUUUUUUAUCAAGAAAAAAUGGACCAGAUUGCGGUUUUUCAUCGACAAAUAUUGACACAUUAAGACAAAAUCAUAUAAAUUAUAGUACGAUACUUUGUUAGACGUUUGUGAAAUGAAAUUGAGAUAUAAGUUAGCUUUUUUAUCUUGUCCGUUUUAUGACAAUACAUUUUAACAUAGCAGAAAACCUGUACACGUGUGUUUGUAGAUACUGAUGAAUGGCUUUGUUUAGUAAAGAUCAAACCAAGUUUAUGACGGCGAUAAGCGUGUAUGACUUUCGAAAAAACCUUCUGGCUGGUAUUGUGAUUUUAUUAGUUUUUGUAUUUUGUGUUGCUUCAACAUUAAAGAGGUUUAUUGAUUGGCUUAGGUAAUAAUACUUUCACUACCAUA